Sparassis crispa is the source of this 2247-nucleotide messenger RNA. RefSeq lists its product as hypothetical. The transcript has 10 exons. Gene Ontology annotation, molecular function: ATP binding; ATP hydrolysis activity. The coding region runs from base 1 to 2247 and encodes 748 amino acids. Lineage: Eukaryota; Fungi; Basidiomycota; Agaricomycetes; Polyporales; Sparassidaceae. The record is from RefSeq and is a predicted model, not a curated record.
AUGGCAAUCGAAAACGUCCCGGAGAAGGUGGAUGCUGAAGCUCUACAGAACGGAGGCAUAGGACCUCCAAAGUCCGGUGCAAUAUUGGAGGUGAAAUACCUGCACGAGGCGCUCGAUGGGUUCGGCUUCAAGUACACCGCGGAGCCUCCCUACAGGAGCCAACCUCAAGAUCUCUGCGAACAGCAGACCGGCUCCGAUUAUACCGUAUACGCGUUCGUUGUGAUUAACUGCCUUAAGUCGUCUGCAGGUGGCCAGACAGUUCCCGAUGGCACGACCAUACUUCAAGUGAACAGUACGCAUUUGAUUAACAUCGGCAAGGACGUGAUUGGUGAGGGUCAGGGUGUUUCGUGGACUUCUAGUCCGGUCCGAGUCGAGCCGCAGCUACUCCUGAGCUUUCUGUCCGAGCUCCAGCAAUAUGCAAAGGAACUCAACGAGAAAUCGAUCGCCGAAGAUGGCUCGUCGUUAUGCACAAAAUGCGCGCAUUUAUCUCACUUGCUUGACUUUCUAAAGGCGGCAUAUUCGAGCACCAUAGAAACACUCUCUUCCCUACUCGCGCAUGGAGAAGUGUCGUUCGACUUUUUAUGGGCAUUGUACGUUCCCAGGAAGACACUCCUAUAUCUCCCGUGUCCAGUAACAGGCGAGCCACGCGCAGCGCGCUUAGUUCAGGCAGAGCUUUGUGAGAAGUCUGACGACCAGGAGUUCCCACCGCCCAUUGUACAUCAGCCUACCAGCCACUCCAGCGCGAAAAAAGACCUGAAAUACUGGCGUUUGGCCUUGGAAUAUGUCGAGGCCGAUGUCGGAAUGGUGGGUGUACCCAUGGGCGAGUUGGGCUCUGGAACAGGGAUGCAACAGGGCAAUCUUGAGCCGCGGUUCGGAUUGGCAAUGUUGAAUGUCAGACUGGAAGUGCAUGCCUUUAAGGGAACCCAAAAAAUUUCGAGUUUGCUUGCUUACCCGAUUUGCUACUACACCGGUCCAGGGGGUGAAAGCGGACUCAUGAACAGGCUACUCGCUCGUGGACGGAAGUGGGUUGCAGUCGCUGGUGGGAUGCACCACAAGGCCUAUCGAGGACUCGCGUUUCGUUACAGCUACAAAGCAGGUGGAUACGUUAAGAUGAACGUAGAUUCGAGGAUCAUUGCUGAUAGAAAGAGAUUUCAAGAUUUGGUUCCGCACUACAAACUUCCCAUAGUAACAAAGGCCAUGUGCGGACACAGGAUCGACAAAUUUGCGGUGCGCGCAGGCGCCAUUGCGAAUUCUCUUAGCCCAGUUGUCGAUCUCACAGAAAUGGACCUGCUCCUCACUUCUCCAAUCAUAUAUGGCUUUAGUCUCUCCGAUAAGCAAUGGUUGGAGUUCAUCAUUGACUAUGCGUCAGACAUUGAGUGGAAUGACGAAGCCUAUGACCACCUUGUUAUUCCAAUCGACCAUAAGAUUGUCCUGAAAACUCUCGUCCAGUCCUACUCUACCGGUGCCAUGUCGAAGUUUGAUGACUUUGUGGCAGGAAAAGGCCUGGGCCUAGUCAUCAACCUCUAUGGGAGCCCAGGAACAGGAAAGAGUAUGACUGCUGAAGGCAUCAGCGAGUAUUUGCAUAAACCCCUCUAUGUAGUUGGCGUAGCAGAACUUGGUACGACGGCGGAGGUAUUGGAUUUCAACCUUUCUGCUGUUUUGAAGGCCGCUGCGGCUUGGGGAGCUGUGGUGCUUCUCGACGAGGCUGAUGUGUUUCUUGAAGAGCGCAGUUUACAAUACCUUGAACGCAAUGCCAUGGUGGCAGUGUUCCUCAGGCGGCUCGAAUAUUUCACUGGGAUUUUGUUCCUCACGACCAAUCGAGUCCGUGUAUUCGACGAAGCGUUUCAGUCCAGAAUCCAUCUGUCCUUGCAUUAUCACGAUCUCUUACCCGAUGCCAGAGAACACAUUUGGACGGCAUUUAUGAAGAAGAUAAACGGAAAUGUACCUCGAGGAGGGUUGACACAGGAGGAGCUUCGUGAACUUUGCCAGAAAAAUGUUAAUGGUCGGCAGAUCAAGAAUGUUGUUAGGACUGGAGGCGCUAUUGCUGCUUCGAAACAAGAGCCCGUAUCUUAUCAACACUUGUCCCGUGUGUUAGAUUUGAUGGAGCAAUUCCAUCCAAUCUAUGUAUCAGUAGAGGACUUCUGGACCUUCGCCUACACCUUCCAUCCGUGUGAGCCAUCUGGAAAGGCUGUGCAGCCUCACAUAUUCGCUUUGGAAGGCUCACGAUCAUUUAACCUCAUGUGCUAG